This is a messenger RNA of Xiphias gladius (swordfish), 8651 nucleotides long. Its product is annotated as death-inducer obliterator 1-like. Gene Ontology annotation, biological process: DNA-templated transcription; apoptotic signaling pathway. The coding region runs from base 264 to 8066 and encodes 2600 amino acids. The record is from RefSeq and is a predicted model, not a curated record. The transcript has 17 exons. Gene Ontology annotation, cellular component: nucleus. NCBI's taxonomy places the organism in Eukaryota, Metazoa, Chordata, Actinopteri, Istiophoriformes, Xiphiidae.
UUGUAGAUGAGCUGAGCGUGUUCUGUAAACCGUCAGCCAUCUGCCGCAGUCAGUUAGCUCCAGCGGGAAUGGAAAAUGGAGGACUGACCGAAGAAAGAGCGAGGGCAUAUCAUCGGUAUUUCUAGCGUGUAGAUCCUUUAACCUUUAUCGAGACUGAUGAUUACUGCUGCAAAGACUUUGUUUAGUUUGAAGAAGCUCUCUACUACCCAUCACUGCUGAACUGCAGACAUUCAGUUUGAAAGUAGUGAUUGACUCCAUCAUCUAUGGAGGAGAAUGCGAGCCCUGAGCUCUCUCUAGCUCCUGAGCCAGAGCAGAGCCAGGACCGUAUGGAUAGCUGCUCUCAAGGUGUUGGAGAAAGGGAUAGUGAGCACAAGGAACCGUUUCAAACUGAAAGCGAGAAUGUGGCCAAAGAGACACUAGAGGAGCCAGACAAAUCUUCCAAGGCCAACAGUGAGGUAAAAAAGACUUGGGGUUUCCGUCGGUCCACUGUCGCAAAGAGAGAAAUGCCCGUGGAGGCAGCAGCCAACAGCUCUGAAAACCGCUGUCCUGUACGCCGUAGUGGUAGGCAGUCUAAGCGUACUGACAAACUAGAGGAAUUCCUCUUGACUGCCAAAAGAGGGUCAAGAAAGAGUGCCCCUCCCAGUCUGGAAAGUGGAGAUCCUCCUUCCCAAACCCCAACUGAUGCAGAGACCGCCUCAGAGGCCAGCUUUGAUGGUAAUGCUGACACCAAGGCUGUAGAGGACAAGGUGGAGUCCCCAGAGAGGAGGACGAGAAGUGGCACAAGGAAGCAGACUCAAAGCAAAACUCAAGGUGGCAGACAGACCAGAGGAGUUGGUGGAGCGACAGUCAAUGAUGAGGGCAGCUCUGAGAAUGAGGAGGACAGCAGAGAUGCUGCCAAGAAAGACCAGUUACAGGAUGACAAUGGGGAGAAAAAAGAUGAAAAGAGUGAUCCCAUUCCUGAAGAUGUGGGGAGUACCGAUACAGUACAGCCUCAGCCAGAGCUGGACUCUGAGAAGAAAGAGGAUGCUCAGGAGAAAGAUGAACAGGGAGAUAAAAAUGAAAAAGUGGAAACGGAGAGAGAGACUGAUGAGGACAGUGCAGACAAGCCUGUAGGAGCGGUGGUAAAACGUGGACCAAUAAGAACCUAUGUCAAUAAAAAGAAGGCAGCCAAUAAGAACGCUAUCCCUGUUAAAGCUCCUGCUCCUGCCAACAAGAGCACCACUCCUGUCAAGAGGGAAACUAAGCCCAAAGUGACCCAAGCUGCUGGAAAGACUCGCAAGCCCCAGACACAAGAGGACAAUGAGGAUGAGAAUGACUCUUCAACAUCGUCGUCUUCAUCAUCCGUUGAGUCUGAUGAUGGAGGAUAUGACCCCAAUGCCCUUUACUGCAUCUGUCGCCAGAGACACAACAAAAGGUUCAUGAUCUGCUGUGACCGCUGCGAGGAGUGGUUCCAUGGAGACUGUGUGGGCAUCACUGAGGCCCGUGGGCGCCUGAUGGAGAGAAAUGGCGAAGACUACAUCUGCCCCAACUGCACCGCUAAGAAAAACCAGGUGCUCAGGCCCGCCACAUCUAUCCUUUCUACAGGUACAGAGGUCGGGAAGCCCAAGGCUGAUGUUGCUCCUCUGACAUGUGCUGCUGCGACUGCUGCUUCUGCUGUGACCUCUGCCGCAACUGCUGAGAAAGCUAACACGAGUGGAGCAGACACCAGUCCAUCAGCUGUUCAGGCUGUGGCAGGACCUCCGUCCUCCACAUCUCUGGGAAGUGAAGAGAAGGGAGCAGAAGACCUGGGAAUCAAAGGCAGGAUAGAGAAAGCUAUUAAUCCAACUGGGAAAAAGAAGAUAAAGAUCUUUCAGCCGGCAAUACAGCAGAUAGCCGAACAUAAGGCAGAGCAGAAGGCUACACCAGUGGUGGAGAAGAGGGUAGCACCCACAGCAGAGCAGAAACAGCUACCAGACACAGAGCAGAAAGUGGCGUCAAACGUGGAGGUGAAAACAACGCCAGCAGCGGAGGUGCCAGAGGAGCAGACCGGGCAGAAGGCUGAGGAGGAGUCUUCACUUCCCAAAUGUAUUGGGCCCGGCUGUGAGAAUAACGCCCAGCCAGAUUCCGUGUACUGUGGAAACGACUGUAUCCUGAGACACGCCGCUGCAGCCAUGAAGUCCAUCACUGAUGUCAAAGAGCCCAAGCAGAAGGACAAGGCCAAGGCUCAGAAAACCAAGUCUACGACAAAGAGGAGUACUGCUGGUGUGAAGAAGAUGCAGAAGAAGACCCGGGAGGAGUCAGACAGCGAGGAAGACCACAGUCCUGAUCCAGAUGAGGAUGACGAAGAUGAGCAUGCUGAGGAACACCCGCCCCCGCCGGCCACUGCAUCCUGGUCCAGCGACCAUAAUUACAUUGCAGUAACACCAGAAAAGACUACACCCAUAUCACCAACAGUGUUAAACAAAAAGUCCCCUCCAAAAGAAGAGAAGCACAGUGAGAAGGAACAGAAAGGGAAGGAACCAGCCCUUACUCCCGAGAAACCUUCUCCAGCAUCUGCAACACCAGUCAAAGCAAACAAGAAAUCCCCGACCACUAAACCAACCAAGGUUUCCUCGAAGGGCAAGAAGCCUUCCCUUCAAGCUACCAGCUCAAAGGCAUCCAAGAAACAUGUGACACCCCUAAGUAAAACUGCAGCAAAGUCCAAGAAACCCGGCCCGACGCCCACCCAUGCCCCUUCUCCCUUCCCUCCAGGUCCGAUCCAUGUCACGGGAGCACUGAGAGUCACCAAGUCUAACUUCACUAUUCCUAAGAAGCAGCCACAACAAAAGGACGCUCUAUCCCACAGUCAUUCAUCCUCAUCCUCUAGAGUCCCAUCAGCUCCAGUUUCUUCAGCUCCCUCCAGCCACUCAUCGUCCUCCAGGCUCUCACACCCAGCUGCUUCAGCACCUCCUGUGUCCCCCAUGCCGCCUCCGCCCAACAACCAGAUGAGACAGAACAUCCGCCGCUCGCUCACAGACAUCCUGUAUAAGAGGGUGAGCGACAGUGAUGAUCUGAAAAUGACGGAGAGUGAGGUGGGAAGGCUGGCAGUUGCCAUUGAGAAGGAAAUGUUCAACCUCUGCCUAAGCACUGACAGCAAGUACAAGAACAAAUAUAGGUCCCUCAUGUUCAACCUGAAAGAUCCUAAAAACAAAGGCCUGUUCUACAGGGUGGUGGGUGGUGAGGUUAGUCCCUUCAGAUUGGUGAGACUAAGUGCUGAAGAGUUGCUUUCCAAAGAAAUAUCUGAGUGGAGGAAGCCUGACACUCCUGAGACCCAGUCUCCCAGUACAAGAGCCCAUUCAGGGCAGUCCAGACUGGGUAACAGGCAUGACUCUAGCUCUCAUAGCAUGGACAUGGAGGAUGCUCCACCAACAUCUGAUCCAGAUGUAUGUAUCUCUGCCACCACUUCAUCUCGCAUGGCUUCUGCUGCAGACCAAGAAGAGCCGUUCUCCACUCCUUCAGUUUCAGCUCACUCCUCUACUGUUGAGGGGAGCAGUGGCAGCAACAUGCCAGAAAUUUUCAGUAGCAUGCUCAAAGACACCACUGCAGAACACAGGACUCAUCUGUUUGACCUCAACUGUAAAAUAUGCACAGGUCAGAAGACAGAAGAUGAGCCAGCAGCUAAGAAAGCCAAACUGACCAAGAAGCCUGAAACUAAACCACCCAGACAAGAGCUGCACUCGUCCAGGUCAGGGGAUGUCUCUCCUGCGGGCCAACCGCAGGUCCCCACAGCCUACCAGCACCAAGACCCCUUAGCCUACCAGCACCCGGUCCCUCUAUCGUACCAGUCAAACAUGGAUGGUCCUGAAUCGCAGCAGCAGCAGCAGCAGCAGCAGCAGCAGCUUUACCAGGAGGACCUUAGCAUGCUGGUACCUCCACCCCAGGCCCCCGCACCUGUUGCCCCAACUGUUUCCUCUGUCACCAUCACCCGCAGAGACCCACGCAUGGCCAGGCACAGCUCCGGUGUGACUGUCACCUACACUGCUCCAGAAAAGCCCAGCAACAACCAACCAGAACCACUCCAUGCUCCUGUUAGUGCUCCAGUGGAGGUUGGACCCAAGGCACCACUCCCGAUGCCCCCAGCUUCGCCAUCUUCAGUGGCUGUCUCCAAAUCAGCUAAAACAAGUACAUCUGAGCCUCCUCCUGAGGGUGAAACAGCAAUCUUCCUCCAUGGUCAAGAGAAGAUUUGGAAAGGAUUUAUCAACAUGCAGACGGUGGCUAAGUUUGUGACCAAGGCUUACCUGGUCUCAGGAUCCUUUGAACACUUGAAGGAGGAUUUGCCAGACACCAUUCAUAUUGGAGGACGGAUAUCUCCAAACACAGUGUGGGACUAUGUUGGGAAGCUGAAAACCUCGCUCUCUAAGGAGCUGUGUCUGAUCCGUUUCCACCCAGCCACAGAGGAAGAGGAAGUGGCAUAUGUCUCUCUCUUCUCUUACUUUAGCAGCAGGAGACGAUUUGGUGUGAUGGCUAACAACAACCGCCGCAUCAAAGACCUCUAUCUCAUCCCACUGGGCUCAAAGGACCCUUUACCCUCCAAACUAUUACCGUUUGAUGGGCCAGGACUUGAACCAGCUCGUCCUAACCUCCUGUUGGGGCUGUUGAUCUGCCAGAAGGACAGAAAGCGUGCUGGUGCUCCAUUGGAAACUGAGGAAAAAAGGUCCAAGACUCAAACCAAAGAUGCUGAUGACACUGGCCUUCCAAAGCCAUCUCCCUCAGUCAGAGCAGAAAGAAGCACACGGCAGAGUCUAGAAAUCCCCUUCAGCACAACUCCUCCAGGGUCACCUCCAUCCAGCUCCUCAGAAACUUCAAACAGCACGAUGACAGCCUCCUCUGUCCUUUCCUUCAUGUCCUCUGUCAAAGCUCCAGCCACAUCCACUACCACUGGAAAGGAUUCCCCAUCCUCAUCCAGCUCUGUCGCUUCCUCUGCAGCAGCCGCCACUCCUCUUCAGACCAUCCUCAAUACUCUUUUUGGGAAGAAAAAGCUUGACUCAGAAGCUUCUAACUCUCCGUCUGAUCAAGGUGGAGAACUCUCCGUCCCACCAGCUACAAUGCUAGACCCCAUUGUGCAGCAGUUUGCACAGAUUUCUAAAGAGAAACCAUUAGAGGAGGAUGAAGAUGACCGACCAUAUGACCCAGAAGAAGAGUAUGACCCCAUUAGGCACAAUGUGCCUAAGAAGCCUGUUGAGAUAGUAAGCAAACCUGAAGUCCCCAAGCAGCCUGAGGUGGUUGCAAUUGAAACUGAUGAUGUGGCAUAUGACCCAGAGGAUGACUCCAUUUUUGAAGAGGUUAAAACUUUAGUCCCAAGUCAAGCUAAGGCUGCAGCUGAAUGUAUAACUGAUCCACAAAAGAUCCUAGAGAACCUUGGGGAUCAGACAUUCCAGAAACAGGGAGAUCAGCAAAUGUCUUCAACAGGGACACCUAGUGCAUCACUGACACUGCCAGACACACUCUUAACUCAACCUACCAAAUCCCUUUUGGCCAAUAGUCAACUAUUGCAGCUUGGCAAAAAGGUUGAUGAGCUAGUAAAGUCUUCAUCAGUUGCUCCCUUGAUCAAUCAGAAGAGAGAUCCUCGACAGAGCAGGGAUCCUCGCCAGGCCUCAGUUGGCAGGAAACUGACUGAUGCACCUGAGGAGAAAGAGGAGACAUCAGAUUCUACUCUUCCUUCAGAGCCACAGCUGCCCAAUGUUCCUGAACUCCCGGACUCCUCACAAGUUGUAGAGACAUCACUGCCUCAAGAAGAAGUGAAAGUCGAGACGCUACCCUUCAUGGAGUCAGACAAGGCGGAGGUGUCAAUUCCUUUAUUAGGAGAGGAGGUGGAACCUGAUAUGGAGGUCAACUACAUGGAUGAUAAAGAAGUGAAAACCGAGGAAGCUGAACCAGUCAAGACAGAAACAGAGAUGGACAAGUACAGUAUUUGGCCAAACGCUGCCAGUAUUUUAAAAGCUGCCGAAGACUCUGAGUAUGAGGAGAAUAGCCAAGAUACACCAACUACAAGCUAUUAUAAAGAGCCUGAAAACACUUCUGCAAAAACUUCGACAAUCCCAGUACUCACUCAGAGCACAGCAAUGAUUGAGACUCAGUCCCAUCAAGUGUCGCAUCACAUGUCAGCGCCAGGUUUCGACAGCGAGUACAGACCUCCAGCUGACAUUCCCCCUCCAUCCAACUUUCCCCCACCCCAUCCAAUGCAAGGACAAAACCUGAUAAUGAGGCCUCCACCAAUGUCUAUUCCACCACCCUUGCAAGGCCUUCCUCCAAUGUCAGGGCCCCCUCCUAUGCAGGGACCCCCUCCGCCCAUCCAUGUUCCUCCCCCUGUACGUGCUCCUCCUCCCAUGCAAGGUGACAGCAGUCAGCAAUAUGGCCCACCUCCAGCUGCAUACCCUCCCUAUCAGAACCAGUGGCCAGGCACCCAGCCACCACCGCAGCAGCAGCCUCUUCCUGGACCACCUCCUCAGAAUAUCAUGCCACCCAGAGGACCACCACCACCAUUCCCUCCAAUGGCCCAGAGAGUCCCUCCUCCUCAAGUAUUUGAUCCCUCCAUUCCCCCUCAACACAUUGGACAACAAGGCCCCCUUCCAGGCCUCCCCCCACCUCCUACUUUUGAUGGACAGAACAGCUUACCUACACCAAGAUUCACAGGUCCACCACCACCUUUUAAUUUUCCUGCAAACAGAGUUCCUCCUCCACCUUUCACGGGUCCACCUCCUGGUCACUUUGAUAACCGACUUCCUCCUCCGUCCCACUUCCCAGGGCCUAGGGGCCACCCUCCAUCUCAGUAUGGUGAUAUUGGGGCCCAACCCCCGAUGGUAGACCACCAUCGAGGCCCUGCAGAACAGUAUAGCAAAGACACUGCUAACUCUUUCAAGCUAAAUGUGGAUCAGAUUCCAAACUCUCUCCAUAUUUUUAAAGAAAGUCAGGGCCCCACGCCAGGUCCAGCUUACCGGGGACCGCCACUAAACCAAUAUGAGGAUAGAAGAGGCCCACCUCCCAGCGGGGAAAUGAGCGGACAACACUUCAAUCAGCAUAACCAGUAUGGGAGCUCCAGACCACACUCCUCACCACCACACCGAGGAUCUUUUGACGAGCACAGAGGUCCUCCACCUCACGAGAAUAGGCCUCAUCCAUCUCAGCCUUUUGGAGGAUUAGAGCGGUACCGCUUUGAUAGGCACUCGGAUGAGGCUAGACCUGUUCGUCACAGCGGGCCACUACUACCAACUCCUCCAGAGGCUCCCAUAGGUCCUCCAAGUCGCAUAGGAGCCCACAGUCCAGACCUGCACAGGGAUGACCACUGGCGCCGCCACUCUCCUGAAAUGAGGAGAAGGAGCAGCACCACCCAAGAGGACUCUGAACCUCGCAGUGGAGAUCGCUUCAGUCGCUUUGAAGGAGGGCACAGAGAACCUGCUCCUGGUCCCUCACAACCCACAGAAGAGAGACAGAGGGAGCUGUCUGAGGAUCGCAGGAGGGAAAGAGAGCGGGAAGUCCCCCACGUUGGCAGGCCAUCAUGGGAUAGGGGCCAGGGAAAGCGGUGGAGCCGAGAGCGAGAGUGGGACAGAGGCAGAGAAAGGGACCGGGAUCGAGAGCGUAGCCGAGAAAGAGAUCGCAGCAGAGGGAGGGAGGGUGAGAGGCACAGGGAGACGGAGGGAGAGCGACACAGGGAUCAAGAAACAGACAAGAGGAGAGACCGGGAGCGAGACAGGGAAAGGGACAGGGCCAGGGAAAGAGAUUCUGACAGGAGGGACUACGACCGUGACAGAGUGAGAAACCGUGACCGAGAGCGUGAACGUGACCGUGAUCGAGAGCGAGACAGGAGACGGGACAGAUCCAGAAGCAGAGAGCGAGAGCGAGAUCGAGACCGGGACCGCGGGAAGGACCGGGGCAGGGACAGAGACAGAGACAGAGACAGGGAGAGGGAGAGGGACAGAGACCGUGACAAAGACAGGGAUCGUCGGGACAGGAGCAGAAGUCGAGAAAAGAGAGAGGAGAGAAAGGACAGUAAACACGAUACACCCAAGGAGAGUGAUAAAGCUGUAGAAAAUGACAAAAACAUGUCCUAGUCUCUGUUUCAUGGACACUACAUUAGUUUUGAGACUCUUAAAUCUUUCACCAGUUGAAAUCAUCACUGAAAAUGCAGUUUUUCGUUAAAUUUCCACUCGUAUUCCUACUAUAAAAAAAUGUUUGGCUAUGUUUGUAUUCUCUUUGUCAUGUAAAGGUUUCUAAGUUUGUUUUAUGACAUUUGAAAAACAAAACAACUGAAGGCCAUUUAAGUUGCUUAUGUACAAGAUGUAUUAAGUAGGUCACUGAGUCCUAUUUCAUGUACCUUCCUCCUGUCAAAUCAUUUUUUUAAAGAAAACAAUAAUGCAUCUGAUUAACACACCAUUUGCAAUAUGUAAAUAUGAAUAUAUUUGUGUAUAUACUUAUGUUUUUAAUCAUACUUUUCUAAGUAGAGAAAAUAAAAGCCAUAUAUCUGAGAUGGAUAAUGUGAAAGUAAAGGCAACACUGUUGAUACACAAAUGUGUGUUUAUAUGUCGAGCAGCUUCGAACUAAAAGGCUUCAACUAUACAGUAUAAACCCCAUCGAUGGUUGUUAAUGAAAUGUCCAGAGUUUGUUUCAGCUCAACCAAUUAAAACAGUUUGACAACA